AUGGCCGCUCCUGCCGCUCCGCCGAAUCUGGACGAUCUGCAGAGAAGAGCCGCGUAUGAAUUUGAGCAGUACAGGCAGAGGGGCGCCGUAGUCCGAGAUGUGGACUGCACCACACAGCAAGCCCUGGCUUACCAGGCGUCGAUACCUCGACAGGGCGCUUACCCUGGUCUGACGCAUCCGAACCCGGGCUCCGCGCCCGUCUUGCGAAGGUUUCCCAAUCGGGUCAUAAAUCCUCCAACCCCCCGGGAUCGUCCCGCCGUCACGCGAAAGAUCAAGCUCCAGCUCUCCCAUCGCAGCCUUCGCUUUGAGAGGUGGCUCGGAUGGGGGGGCAACGGUUUGGCUUCGCUCUUCUAUCUCGACAGCGCCACGCAGCGGGUCCCCCGAAGAGGGAGGCGGACCUAUUUUGUGGUCAAGUCUUGUCUUACACUGGAUGCCGGCUCAACUAGAGCGCUUCGAAGGGAAAAUGCCAGAACCCGCAUGUUCCGAGGCCUCAAACACUUCGUCCAGCUCAAAACCUUCCCCAACACUGUGCAGCUGCGGAGAUCCGCGCGCCUCGGGGGGCAGGCAAAUCUUCAGCCCAGCCAAAUCAGGACCAACGACAUCAUGUUGCUCGAAUACCUCCCGCGCGGCAGCCUGUACAAAGCUCUUGUCGUUGCGGAAAGGGACCAUCUCACGUUUCAAACCAGGCUGCUCUGGGAAAUAUUCCACUGCCUCGUACAAUCUACCAUUGCAAUGGCGUAUCCACCCACCCAGCAUCCGGCCCUGUACCCUGGCGGACUUGACGCUGCGGCCCCGGUGAUGGAGGUUUUUCCGCCGGGAAACAUUCCCACCCCUAGUCGCUUCGUCCACUUCGACAUCGACCCAACGAACAUCCUCGUCGGCGGGAAUGACCCAACGGUGGACCCUGACCACCCGGUAGCCCCGGUGAUGAAACUGAGCGACUUCGGUAUCGCUUCCGAAGUCACGGAUGCUGUCCGAGCCAACGGGGAGCGAGCGCUGCACUUCAGGCGCCUCGCAAAACACAAGUUCUUCAUGCCGGAACAAUUCACAAAGGAGUGGGACUGGGUUCCUCUCGGGUACCACCUGUACGCCGGAGCCCCGUGGCCGACCACGGUCGCGGGGCAGUGGGGAUGGGCAAGCAACCUGUUUCAGGUGGGCUUGGUCAUGGCCUGCCUCAUCACCCAAUGUUAUCCGCCCUGCCCACCGGUCCCCGGGCUCAUCUGGAUAUUCCAUCCAGAGUACGUCAUAGGGGAUGCGGAAGACGAAGAGGAAGAUGACCCCCCCAAGCACCCGCCGGUUCACGCAGGCCAAGUUGCGGGGAAAACAGACCGAAAUAACGUCUCAAAAUACAUCGCUGUUUGGUCAUACGGCGAGUAUCUCCUUCACGAGAACGUGCCUUGGAAGAAGGACAACAACCGCUAUCUGCUAGAGCAGGUGGCCGAGUGUCUGUGCGACGAGCCGAGAUAUAGGCCACGUCUCAACCACCUAAAAAUCCGAAUUGAGACGAGUUUGGCCGCCAAUCAACCACUUUGGGGUCGGGGCAACACCGACGAGGACACACGCCGGCUAGUGGCGCGGCUCUUCGAUCGGCCGUAG
Molecule: messenger RNA, 1596 nt
Organism: Thermothielavioides terrestris NRRL 8126
Lineage: Eukaryota; Fungi; Ascomycota; Sordariomycetes; Sordariales; Chaetomiaceae
Exons: 7
Coding region: 1-1596 (531 amino acids)
Biological process (GO): protein phosphorylation
Molecular function (GO): ATP binding; protein kinase activity
Source: RefSeq, a predicted model, not a curated record